UCUCUUCAAAAAAAAUUUAAUGGUAUUUUCCCAUAAAAACUCUAUAUUAAUUGAUCUUUCUCCGCAAAAACUCUUAACACAUACUUACACUUCUAGGUAGUACAUCAUGAUCUAUCCAUCGUCCUCCAUGCAUGUCUAUAAAUGUAUACAGGGCCGGAUUUGAGGGUAGGCAACAAGUGUAGUGGCCUAGGGCCCAUCAGCCAAAGGGGCCCAAACCAAAAAAUAAUCUACCUAUAAGCUACGUGAUAACUGAUACUUAAGUGUUGCAAAAAAAAAAUGAUACUUAAGCUACAUGAUAACUUAUUUCCUCCUAUUUCCAAAUUUUCAUGGCCUUUCAUUUCCACCUAGUGCUUUUCUCCAAAUCUCAUUCAAUUCUUCCCAUAUUCCAAUUGUUUUCACCAUUAUUUCUCAUGAAAAAUAUCAAAUGCUUCCCAAACAAAAUAGAAUUAUUUUAGAUGGGGGCCCAUUUUUUUUAUUUUGCCUAGGGCCCAUAAAAUGUCAGGAACGGCACUGAAUGUAUAACAAAUUAUCCCCACAUAUAACCACAGCAAAUCAAACUUCCAUCUUUCCAUCCUUAAUUCCCAUCCUCAAGAAAAAAGAAAAUAAAAGAAGCCUAGUCUCUUAUCCCUCUACUAUUUUUCAUCACCUCCAUUAAUACAAUGGCACCAUCUAAAGACAUUAUUAAUGCAAAAGCAUCCUUAGUGUUCAUGGUGACGAGACGGACGCCGGAACUAAUCCGUCCGGCAGAACCCACCCCAUAUGAGUUCAAAGAACUUUCGGACAUCGACGAUCAAGAGAGCCUUCGAUACCAAAUACCGUUCAUACAAUUCUACCGAAAUGAAUCCACCCAUAUGCAUAUGGGGAGGAGGGACCCGGUGAGAGUGCUCAAGGAAGCCGUGGCGAAGGCGUUAGUGCCAUACUAUCCCUUGGCAGGGCGGCUGAGAGAGAAAUCUGGAAGGAAACUGGAGGUGGAGUGUAAUGGGGAAGGGAUCAUAUUCAUUGAGGCAGAUGCUGAUGUUACUCUUGAGGAUUUUGGUGAUGGUGAUAUAAUUCAACCUCCUUUUCCUUUGGAAGACCUUCUUUUUGAUGUCCCUGGCUCUACUGCUAUCUUAGGGACCCCUUUGAUUCUCAUGCAGGUCACUAGGCUCAAAUGCAGUGGCUUCAUAGUGGCACUUCGACUGAACCACACAAUGUCCGAUCUUCCUGGCCUAGUCCAAUUCAUGAAUGCAGUAGCUGAGCUCGCGCGUGGAGCUCGAUCACCAUCGAUCCAGCCAGUGUGGGAGCGCCACCUUCUUCGCGCUAGGGACCCACCCCGAGUCACCUUUGAGCACGAAGAGUAUGAUACAAUAGCUGACACCAAAGGCACCGUUAUUCCAUUUGAGGACAUGGUGCACAAAUCCUUCUUCUUUGGGCCCACCGAAAUAGCUGCUAUAAGGCAGUUGAUACCAGUGAAUCAAAAAGCCACAACAUUUGAAAUUCUGAGUGCAUUUGUUUGGCGUUGCCGCACAAGUGCGCUACAACCGGAGCCGGAAGAAAUAGUGAGAAUGAUGUGUGUGAUCGGUUUUCGAAACCUAUUCAACCCUCCAUUAUUACCUCCGGGUUUCUACGGUAACACCAUUGUUUUUUCCAUGGCCACUUCUACCGCUGCCAAACUUUGUAUCAACCCAAUUGAGUAUGCCUUGGAACUCGUGAAAAAUUCCAAAGCUAGAUCACAAGAGUACGUCAAGUCAACUAUUGAUUACAUGGUCAUCAAAGGUAGGCCCCACUUUACAGUGGUUCGAAAUUUCGUGGUUUCUGACCUGACUCGAGUUGGGUUUGACAAACUGGACUACGGGUGGGGCCAGCCUGCUUAUGGUGGGCUUGCUAAAGCUGGAGUCGGAGCAAUACCUGGAGUUUCGAGUUGUCAUAUUCCGUUUAAGAAUAGGAAUGGAGAGAAAGGAUUUGUGGUUCCUAUUUGUUUGCCUAAGAAUGCUAUGGACCUAUUUGUUAAAGAGUUAAAUCGGUUGUUGUAUCAUGUUCCAAACCAUCUCUCAGUCGUUGCUUUGAGAGCUUCAUCUAUUUCUUCUUCUCUAUGAUCAUGCACACUAUUGUAUUGUUCAAAACUUAUCUCAUGUCAUGUCAUGUCAUGUCAUGUCGUUGUUAUCAAAAACUACGGUCGGUAAGUUUGUAAUGCACGUGUGUGAUUUCUUAAUGUGUACGUGAGCCGUCAGGCAUAAAUAAAAACAAGCAAUAUGGUGUAUUGGUGUUAUGAA
Molecule: messenger RNA, 2252 nt
Organism: Beta vulgaris subsp. vulgaris (sugar beet)
Lineage: Eukaryota; Viridiplantae; Streptophyta; Magnoliopsida; Caryophyllales; Amaranthaceae
Product: benzyl alcohol O-benzoyltransferase
Exons: 3
Coding region: 660-2075 (471 amino acids)
Molecular function (GO): acyltransferase activity, transferring groups other than amino-acyl groups
Source: RefSeq, a predicted model, not a curated record